GGGUUCAGCUCUCCUUGACAUGCGCAGUGAGCGCGCUGGGCUGGAGAGAAAGCGGAAGUCUCAAGUGAGGAAGCGCCGGCCGCGUAACUAAGAUGGCGGCCUCCGUGAGGCGCUGCGCCGCGGCCUGGCUGGUCCCCGCGGCGGGGCUGCUGGCGCUGCUGGCCGGCCCGGGGGCGCUGGGCAAGCGGAGUGACGUGAAGACGCUGACGGACGAGACGUGGCGGGAGCUGCUGCAGGGCGAGUGGAUGAUUGAAUUUUAUGCUCCCUGGUGUCCUGCCUGUCAGAACUUGCAGCCUGAAUGGGAAAAGUUUGCUGAAUGGGGGGAAGAUCUUGAAAUUAACAUUGCAAAAGUGGAUGUCACAGAACAGCCAGGUCUGAGUGGGCGAUUUGUCAUAACGGCACUUCCCACUAUCUAUCAUUGUAAAGAUGGAGAGUUUAGGAGGUACCAAGGCCAAAGAACUAAAAAUGACUUCAUAAAUUUCAUCAGUGACCAAGAAUGGAAGUCUGUUGAACCAGUUUCUUCUUGGUUUGGUCCUUGCUCUGUCCUGAUGAGCAGUAUGUCUGCUUUGUUUCAGUUGUCCAUGUGGAUCAGGAAUUGCCACAAUUAUUUUACAGAAAAUGUUGGUAUGCCAGUUUGGGGAUCGUAUGCUAUUUUUGCAUUGGCAACUCUGUUUUCAGGACUGAUACUUGGACUUAUCAUGGUAUUUUUAGCAGACUGUCUCUGUCCAUCCAAAAGGCACAGACCGCAGCAGCACCACUAUCAAAAAAAAUUAGCACCAGAAUCAGCCCGGCUCUUGAAAAAACUAGAUGAAGAACAAGAAGCAGAUGAGGAGGAUCUUUCAGAUGAUGAAGCAGAGGAUAAAGAGUUAACAGACAGAAACUCUUCAACAAAUGCUGUAAGACAGCGUCCUGUGAAUCUUGCUGCUGCCACAGAUAAAUCAUAAGUUCCGUGUACUUGAGGGUUUCUUGAGAAACAAAAAGGGUGGAAUGUACCAGAACCUUCUGCUUGAAGAGAGGUGGAACUCGUAUUGCUGUAGUGUUCGCUCAUCACUUUCAGAGAAAGCUACCUUUAAAAAGGUCUCUGUGGCAUCAGGUAUUCAAAGCUGAAACUUGAUAUUGCAAAUGGGGAAACCCAAUACCAUAUACGUGUGGAUUGGUGCUAAGAAAUAGUUUGUAUGACUUCUGAAUGACUCAUUCUGUGGCUGAGUUGUACAAAAUGCAAAACCAGUGUAUUUGCAGUAUUAGAGAAUAUUAGCAAGGAAACUGCACUAACCUGUUUGUCUGCUAGAGCAUCUGAAAAGAUUUCUCAUUGUAAAUCUUUCCAGUUUCACUCUGAAGAAAUGCUGAAAAAAAUUCCUCAAGUUAUGGGACCUUAGCCCAAUUUUUGUGGUAAAAAUGUACUAUAAACUGUUUCCAGGUCACUGUUCUGUUAGAUAGGUAUGACAUUGACUGCUGCAAAAAAUUUCUUUACACCAAUAAUGCAAACUAAGGGUAUCCUCUAAUAAAAGGUAAGACUAAUAUGGGACAUUGGAGUCUUAAAACUGAACAGUGGCUUGUUAAUGCCAAUCAUGCAUUGGCCUGGUAUUCAGCAUUGCCCUGUUAUGAAACUUGCGUCUUCCCUUCUAAUGUGGACCAUAUUACUCUUUCCCCUCUCUUUUUAACCAAUUUUCAUCCUCUGUAGGUAAAUCUUAUAUGGCCCAGGCUGGAGGAAAAACGACAAAUAUGACUUAAAAAUUUGAUUUGAAGAAAUUUAAUUUCUUGGUGGCUUUUCUCCUUCUGAACUCUUGAGUGGAAAGGUAUUUUCUACUCUUGCAGUCAAAUAAAAAAUGCUUCAUUUUUUUUUUUAAUUUGAAUGUAUCCUCGAUAACUAAAGUAUGCGCAUGCGUUCUAGGUAGAGAAAUCAGGAUGCCUGAUCUUCCACACUCAAACAGAAACAGCACACUCUUUUGUGUUAAACAUUUAGUGUGAACAACUUCCGUUAAAAUAGUUACUCUUGCCAAGUCCUAAGCUGAGACAUUUCCAGAGUUGUGUUCAGAGCAUCUAAUUUUCUGCGUUUUUAUUGUGCAUAGGACAUUCAGCACUGUGUGCCAGCGUAGAGGCACAAGUUUUCUUUUCAAAUACCACAGGCCUUGUGUCUGCUUGCCUUCCAGGGCCACUGUAUGAAGCUACUGUAUUUAUUUUCACUUCUGCUGCAUUACAGCCCGGAUCAUUUUAAUCCUCUUAUUAAAACAAAUGGAAAGCCGGUCCUGAGGAGUUAAAGAAAUUAUUUCCAUAGGAAUGGUCCAGCAACCAUCUCUUUUCCAUGGUAGUAUGCACACUCCAUUCCUUGUGCUCUGAUCCAGUAAAGUGUUUGCCUGCUGCAUAUUAGUUUAAGGAGCUGUUUUUUUUUUAGUGAUGUCUCAUGGAAACAGAACCUUUAAUAAAACCUAAAAGGUAAUGUGCUAUUUAGAAAAAACUUUUAGAAAUAGUCCUAAGCAUUUUCUGUGACUAUUUAAAGCUUUUGUGGCUUUCAGUUAAGACAGUGAUGCUCCAUAUCAAUCUGUUGAAACGAGUAAUCUUGCUACAGUGUCUUCUGACUGCAUAGUCACCCUACUUUAGUCAAAGCUGAGAACAGCAAAGGCCAGUACCUAUAAUUAUUCAUCCGCAAAAUGAAGGUCCCUCAUGUACAUUGUGUAGCUAGUACGAAAUCUCUCUCUCGCAUUACACAGAAAUCUUGUCAGUUGCAUAGUCUCUUUUUAACAGGAGUAGAAGGCUCUUAAAUGCCCCAAAGGAGAUACACAAGUUCUGAGCUUCUCAAUUAAACGUGUAAUUCUUCUACUCUGAAAACUGAUUUCAGAUGGCAUCUGGCAAUUCACUGUCUGUCUCAAUGACUCCAGCUCAAACUGGCUUAGUUUACAAAUAGCAUUUUCUGCCUAAGUGCCAGUUCUAUCAGUUCAUCCUGCUGUAUGGAACGAAAGCUGUCCUGAUUCAACCGCAUCUUAUUAUGAGCAUGGUUGUGUGCCUAGUGUAUACUUCAAGGAACUCAUGUCACCUUGAAUGUGUUUUUUUUUAAAUUGACUAAUUUACAAAAAUUCAGUUUCUUAGGGUGCCAUUUUAAAUGCUAUGUCCUGAAAUUAAUAUAUAUAUUUCUCCUUAUCCUUCUAAGGGUUUUUCUGUUUUAUAAAUUAACAUAUUCUCUCUCUCUCUCCCUCCCUCUCCAUAUAUAUAUAUGGAGAGAGAGAGUGAGUAUAUGUUAAUACUGGAGUGAGUAUCUGUUAAUACUGGAAUUGUGCGUUAGCGAGCCAAAGAAAAUGAAGAUUUCUGUUGCUAACUUCUGAAGAGGUGUUUGCAAGUGAAAGAUUGCUGUAUAUAGUAGGUGCAACAUUUUCAAACAAAUGUGACUCAGUUCUUGCUGGUCCUCAUUUUAGUGAAUUUGUGGUGCUAGCAGAUUAAACAUCUUUGUCAUUUGCAAACAGUAAAUUUGGUCUGGAGCCACUGAGAGGCUGCACUAAUGGAAAUACUGAUGCCAUUUUUAAUUUUUCACUGCAAAUUGACACUCUGAAGCCAGAAAUGUGUUAACAAUAUUACUAAUUACUUCUAGCAGAGACCAACAGAGAACAAGUAGCUAUUAAUGAAUGUCCAAGGAAUGUGGAGUAGUU
Mauremys mutica (yellowpond turtle) is the source of this 3638-nucleotide messenger RNA. It is a transcript of the gene TMX1, whose product is annotated as thioredoxin related transmembrane protein 1. The transcript has 8 exons. The coding region runs from base 93 to 944 and encodes 283 amino acids. Lineage: Eukaryota; Metazoa; Chordata; Testudines; Geoemydidae. The record is from RefSeq and is a predicted model, not a curated record.